Closterium sp. NIES-67 is the source of this 4119-nucleotide messenger RNA. The record is from the annotation of a GenBank genome assembly. NCBI's taxonomy places the organism in Eukaryota, Viridiplantae, Streptophyta, Zygnematophyceae, Desmidiales, Closteriaceae.
UGCACCUAGUUUCAGUUCUUGCGUACAGCUCUUCAGGUCUCCUUCCUUAUAUCUCCAUGCAGCUUUCUGGCAACUCAUGAUCGCAUCCGUUGUUAUUAUCGGCGAUAAUCCCUUAGGUGUUUGCCCUACCUUGACCAAAUAGUUGUUUACCGGUUCCUUUGUAGAUAUUGUACUUAGGCUCCAUGGUUGGCCACCGUCUACAGAAAUACAAGCCUAAGUUGUUUUGGUCCGAGAUUUUACGCCAUUUUGAUCCAGGUCGACUCGAUUCAUCGUAGCGUAGAGCAGCGCACGUUAGAUACCGGUGAUUCCGCGGCAGCUUGAACUGUCGCUCUCUUCGCUUGUAUCCGAUAUUCAGCAGCCGAACGACAGUUCCGCGUACGCAUCAGGGUCCGUGUAGUGGUAAGAAACUGUUAGCCAUUUGCCGAACGGAUUGUUCAGGAUACAUUCAAAACGUGUAGUUGUCAUCGGUUCGCGUUUAUGGAGUGGUCGAGCGAUUCAGAUGACGAGUCAGGAAUGAGCGGGUUUGGACCUAUCGGACCGGGAGGGGUCGGCAGCAGCAUUAGCAAGGACGGCGUGGCGCCGGCAGGGGACGGGAGCAGCGAGUCAGACGGAGCGAGGUUGCUGCCGUCAUUCCUGCGAGGAGUUAGCGACGAGAGUAGACGGGCGAUUGAGGCACUUAUGGCGGCUAAGCCGUGCGGUCUGAUAGUCUCUGACGCGUUGGAACCCGAACAUCCUAUCAUCUAUGUGAACAGCGUGUUCGAGCGCUUGACUGGCUAUACCGCAGAGGACAUUCUUGGACGAAAUUGUCGGUUCCUUCAGUAUCGCGGGGCAUUCGCGCAGCGGCCGCACGCCCUCGUGAAUCCCGCCACCGUUGCGCGUCUGCGCCAGUGUGUCGCGGAGGGCCGCGAGUUCUGCGGGGAGAUCCUCAACUUCCGCAAGGACGGCAGCGCCAUCAUGAACACGCUCUGCCUCGCCCCUAUUCGCGGAGGCGACACCAAUGCGGUAACCCAUUUCGUCGGGGUGCAGUCCUUCGCAGAAACCAACGUCGAGCUCGGCCCCUUGCCGGGUCCGCCGCACAAGGAGCUCCAGCAUCUGCCCAUGUCGGGGGCGGCAGCCUCAGCCGCCGCCGCCGCCGCAGCUGCCGUGGUUGCUGCGCGCUGGCCGCCGUCCAGGCAGCCCGGUCUCCUCUCCGACCGUUCACCAGUCAGCCCAAUCGUCGGCCCUUGCAGCCGUGCGGAUCCCAGUGAGCCCUCACCCGUCCCGGGGCCCAGCACCAGCGGCACUGCCCCGGGCAGCAGCAGCAGCAGCGCGUGGCCCGCUUGCUGCCUCAGCGACCACCCCCCCUUUCCAGGGUUCGGGCGGAAAUGCCCGCGGGAGGGGGGGGGCAGCCGGGGAUGCAUGGGGCCCGGGCGCAACUACCCCAGCAGUUACCCCAGCAGCAGCGGUGGUGGCAGCGGCAGCGGGUUGUUGCAGCUGAGCGACGAGGUGCUGGUGCAGAGAGUGAUGUGCCACCUGGGGCCCAGGGACAUCGCAUCCCUCGCCAUGGCCUGCCGGCGGUUCAAGAAGCUAGCCGUCAGUCAGGACGUGUGGCAGCGCGCGUGCCAGCACCUGUGGGGCGCGGAGGCGACAGCCGCCGUGCAGGCGCAGGCGACGGUGGGGUGGAAGUCGGAAGAGGAGGAGGCGGCGGAGGAGGUAAUUCGCAGGGGGAGGUACGCCUGGCACGGGAAGAGCAAGGUGGUAUUUGAAGGAGCGGUUGGAAAGGAAGGGGGGUUGGAGGGCGAGAGAGGAAAGAAGGCGUGUGCGGGUAGCGGGCAGCAGCAGAGGCAGCUGAUCGAGAACCAUCAGAAGUCGCAGUGGCUGCAGCGAGUCAAAUGGGGGCAGAUUGCGCGCGAAUUAACCACCCUGGAAGCAGCCACGUGGCGCAAGGUGACUGUAAAGGGGUCCGUGGAGCCCUCGCGGUGCAACUUCAGCGCGUGCGCCGUGGGCAGCAAGGUGGUGCUGUUCGGCGGGGAGGGCGCUAACAUGCAGCCACUCAACGACACCUUUGUCUUGGACCUAGCGUCGGACAUCCCCGAGUGGAGGCAUGUGCCCGUCGCAGGUUCCGCGCCCCCCGGGCGGUGGGGGCAUACGCUGUCGUGCGUGAACGGGUCGGGGCUGGUGGUGUUCGGCGGGUGCGGCAGGGAGGGGCUGCUGAACGACGCGUUUUUGUUAGACCUGGACGACAAGCAGCCCAAGUGGCGCGAGGUGCUCGUGGGGGAGCAGGCGGGCAGUAGCAGCGCCGGGGGUGGCGCUAGGGCGGGGGAAGGCGGGGAUGGCGGGGAUGGCGGCGCUGGUAGGGUGAGCACUGGGGACGGUAGCGACGUGGGCGAAGGGCUGCUUUUGAGAAGUGGUGGGGACGGUCGAACAGCCGCUGAAUCAGCAGGGGAUGGCGAGAUAGUAUUCAGACAAGGGCAGGGAGAGGGGGCGACCCAGCAGCAAUCGGACACCAGACAAGACUACCAACAGCAGGACAGCAGACAGCAGCAUCAGCAACAGCAACAGCAACAGCGGCAGCCGCACCAACACCAGCAGCAGCACCUGCAGCCUCUCUCACAACCACCACCACCGCCCACGCCGCCUCAGCGGCCGCACCCGCGGUCGUGGCACAGCUCAUGCACGGUGGAGGGCUCGAAGCUCGUCGUGUCGGGCGGGUGCACGGCGUCUGGCCGCCUGCUCUCCGACACCUUCCUGCUCGACCUCGCGCACAACCCGCCCUCCUGGAAGGAGAUCCGCGUCGCCUGGGCGCCCCCCGCGCGCCUGGGCCACACGCUCUCCGCGCUGGGCGGGCGCAAGGUGCUCAUGUUCGGCGGGCUGGCUACCAGCGGCGCGCUGCGCCUGCGCUCCAACGACGCCUUUAUUAUCGACCUCGCGGACGAGCAUCCUAACUGGCGGACGGUUUCCCCCGACGCGCCUCUCCCGGGCGCGGGGGGCGGGGCGAACGGGAGCGGCGCAGGGGGCGGAGGGGGAACGGGCGGAACGCCAGGGGGAGCGUCGCCCCCGCCUAGGCUGGACCACGUGGCGUUUGCGCUGCCAGGGGGGCGGGUGCUGGUGUUCGGGGGGUCAAUCGCGGGGGUGAGCCCCACGCCGUCACAGGUAUACCUGCUGGACCCGGGCGAGGAGAAGCCGAGGUGGAGGGAGCUGGCGUUUCCGGGGCAGCAGCCGCGGAUAGCGUGGGGGCACAGCACGUGCGUGGUGGGCGGGACGAGGGCCGUGGUGCUGGGCGGGCAGACGGGCAAGGAGUGGGUCCUGAAUGAGCUACACGAGCUCUCGCUACUCAGCCCGGCCGCCAUGGCGCCUCCCGCUAGAUGCCGUGGGGUGGAGGACGGAGGGGAGAACGGGGGGGCUGCAGGGCACGAGGGGAACGCGGAGGCUGGUGGCGUUGGGGAGAUGCAGAAGAGGGAGGGGAGCAGCAGGGAGGGGGGGGGGGUGGAGGGGGCGCGUGUGGAGGAAGGGGCGAGUGAGGAAGGUGUGGUGGUGGCGCAGGGGCAUGUGGCGUCGGCGUCCAACCCAGGAUAGCUGCUGCCUGCCCACCAAGCUCGUCCGGCCUGGCGCACGUGGCAGCAGCAGCAGCUGAUGGUAACGAGCGGCUCUUUUAACAAGUUCAGCAGCAGCAGCAGCAGCAGCAGCAGCAGCAGCAGCAGCAGCAGCAGCAGCAGCAGCAGGCAGCGGAGGAGAUUAGAGGGUUUCAGUGGGAAGCUGGGAAUGUAAGGGGCAUAGUGCAGUAGGUGUGGUUGGGGCAGUAGUGGGCACAGGCGCAUCAAGACCCGCUUGGUGCCAUAGCUGAUGGGCUGCAGUGUUGUCGCUGCACUACACAAGACCAAGACAGACAGACAGGUUGAGAGGGAUGGGACGCUGUUUUUUGGAGAUGUCUCUUGUGGCUUCUCAACUUGGUACUCUAGUGGGACCCAUUUACUGUAGGUGCUUUUUUUCUCAUGGAACCCAUUCAGGCGCUGGCAGCUUCAGUUUUAUAGACGCAGCUGCUCAGCUCUCUAAUCCUCUGUCACACAGUCAGGCACACAGCUUAUCUUACAAUGUGCUGCUGUCCUGUUACGGUGAAUGGACUGCUUUGCUCAGGUGAAU